Molecule: messenger RNA, 1610 nt
Organism: Marmota monax (woodchuck)
Lineage: Eukaryota; Metazoa; Chordata; Mammalia; Rodentia; Sciuridae
Gene: Iqank1
Product: IQ motif and ankyrin repeat containing 1
Biological process (GO): regulation of barbed-end actin filament capping
Cellular component (GO): nucleus; cytoplasm
Molecular function (GO): protein binding
Source: RefSeq, a predicted model, not a curated record
AUGCCGGAGAUCCUUGAGGCCCCUGCAGGGCCCACCCCGGAGGUCCAAGCGGCCACCCGCAGCCAGUGUGCCUUCCGGCAGCACCUGGCGAGGAAGGCGCUGGCCCUGCGCAGGCAGGAGAGGCAGGAGUACCUGGAGCGGAUGGAGAAGCUGCAGAGGGAGGCCUACCUGGCCUCGGUGCGCCGGGAGCAGGAGGCCGCGCGGCGGCAGCGGCAGCAGGAGGAGGUGGCGCAGCGCGAGCGGCAGGAGGAGCUGCGGCGCCGCGGUCGCCUGCUGGACGCCGCCUUCGAGGGCGACGUGGGCGAGAUCCGGGCCGUCCUGCAGGAGGUGGAGCAGCUGCUGACCCGCGAGGGCGUGGGCCACGACGAGGAGGGCCGCGCGCGGCGGCUGCGGCGACGCGUGGCCACGGUGGAGUGCGAGGACGGCCACGGGAACACGCCGCUGUCCGAGGCGGCCGCGGGCGGGCAGGCCACGGUCAUCCAGCUGCUGGCCGAGCUGGGCGCCAGCCCCAACAGCAAGGGCGCCUUCGGCAGAACGCCGCUGUACCGGGCAGCCUUCGGGGGCCACCUGGAGGCCGUGGAGCUGCUUCUGAAGCUCGGAGCCGACCCCCGAGUGUACGCAGACGACGGGAGCACCCCGGAGCAGGUGGCCUCACUGGACGCGGUAGCUAGCGUGCUGCAGACGUGGGACCUGGGCCUCACUGAGGCCAUGCUCCAGAACAUGGAGGCCGAGCGGCAGCGCCGGGCCCAGGAGGAUGAGAGACACAAGCAGGCGGAGGCCAAACGCUUGAACCUCAAGGUGCAGCAACUGGCCAAGGAGCAGCAACGGUGUCACAAGGAGCUGCAGCAGGCCUACUGCGAGCUCAACCGGAGAAUCACGGAGCGCGAGGAGUGUGAGCGCCAGUGCAUGGGCAGGACUGAGCUCACGCUGCAGGCCAUAAAGGACUCAGAGGCCCAAGUGGACAGGCUGCGGCAGGAGGCACAGAAGGCGGGAGAGAUGCUGGCCAUGGCCAGGCUGGAGCUGCGGGAACAGACGCAGGAGGAGGAGGAGGAAGCGCCUGGACUCCAGUGUCAGGCCACGGAUCUCCAUGACGUGCUGAUGAAGGACGUGGGUGACCGCAUCUGUGCUGACGGCCGGUGGCCUCUUGACAUCGACCCUUCGGGCCAGGCAGCCACCUUCCUGCGCUACCAGGGUACCAACUAUGGGGAUGCUGUGAACCCAGAGCACCUGAGGCCUGAGAGAAUCCGACUGGCUCUGCUGGGGGCACUCAGGCAUGGGAAGCCACUGGUGUUCGACCUGCGGGAGGUGGACCUGUUCCCUGCAGUGCCGCAGCAGCUGGAGGCGGUGCAGCCUGGUCUGGCCCCAGCACGGCUCAGCCGGGAGUUGCUGGCCCAGGACCAGGACCCGUACCUCUCCCUGCUGCGGCCCACGGAUGGGCCUGAGUCUGGCCCCACCCAGUUCCAGGAGGCCCGCCUGGCCCACUUUCGUCUCUUCUUCGUCACCCAGGUCCAGUGGCCACCUGUGGAGCAGCUGCAGGUGCUGCUCCCUGUGCGGGUACAGGUGCCCCACUAAUGCAGCACCCCAAUAAAACCUGCCCAGGGCAACACGUC